AUGCCACCCCGACCACGCAACCUCCUCCUCUGCUUCGACGCCUUCGGAACCCUCUUCACACCCCGUCACCCGAUCGCCCAACAAUACGGAGAUGUAGCCCGUUCCCUCGGACUCGGACCAUUCACUAACGACGAUAUAGCAAAGUCCUUCAAAGCCGCAUUCAAGCAAGAAUCACAAGCCAACCCAAAUUAUGGCAAAGCAAACGGUCUCGAUCCCGAGAAAUGGUGGGCGAAUAUCAUAACCAACACCUUCCAACCCCUGACCCCACCUAAUACCCCUCUCCCUGCCGACUUGGUCCCCAAACUGCUGCGAAGAUUCUGGUGCGAAGAAGGAUACACGCUCUUUCCGGACGUCGUUCCUCUGGUGCGGAAAAUUCGUAGACUUCAUGCGGCGAGUGGGACGCAUGUUGUCAUUGGCAUGGUGACGAAUUCGGAUGAUCGGGUGCCGCAGAUUCUGAGGUCGCUGGGGAUGAGCGUUGGUUCUUGGCGGUUUGGCGACUCGUCUGGGAAGAAGGUGGAGGAGGCGGUGGAUGUGGAGUAUGAUGUUGAUUUUUCUGUCAUGUCGUAUCAUGUUGGGCACGAGAAGCCGGAUAAGCGGAUUUUUGAGGCGGCCGAGGGGAUGUUGAUGCAGACGCUUGAGGCAAGGGGUGUCUCGGAUUCGCCGGGCCAUGAUGCUUGGAGGAAGGUGUAUGUCGGAGACGAGUAUGCAAAGGAUGUAGUUGGAGCGCUGGGCGCGGGAUGGAAGGCUGUCUUGAUCGAUCGGGAAAGAGGCGGCGAGGGACAGGACGUGAAGCCUUUGGAUGAUGCGCCGGUGGGUGAUCUCUACGACGUUCUGGAUGAGCAUAGUGCUCUCGGGUUCCGGAGUUUAGAGAAACUGGCCGAGUGGUUGCCGAAAACGCACUGA
Messenger RNA from Zymoseptoria tritici IPO323, 903 nucleotides. RefSeq lists its product as uncharacterized. Lineage: Eukaryota; Fungi; Ascomycota; Dothideomycetes; Mycosphaerellales; Mycosphaerellaceae. The coding region runs from base 1 to 903 and encodes 300 amino acids. The record is from RefSeq and is a predicted model, not a curated record. The transcript is spliced from 3 exons.